UUAAGUUUUUGUUUAUCAUUUCAACUUUCGUUUUCGGAAAAUCCACUUUUCAGAGAAACACAAUACAUGCCUUAUAUAGGUAAUCUACUUAAUACCAAUCAUCUCAAAUAUGUCCGAAUGUGAUGUAGAUUCGAGUGUCAACGGUAUUAUACAGACCAAAACAGAUGAACAAGCCGAACCCGAAAUCGGUGAGGAAACAAGAUCAGAAAAUAAAUCGGAAACCACACCAGCUGUCGACACAGGAAAUAUAUCGGAAACCAUACCAGUUGUCGACACAGAUAAUAUAUCGGAAACCAGACCAGUUGUCGACACAGAAAAUGUAUCGGAGACCAGACAAGUUGUCGACAAAGAAAAUAUAUCGGAAACCAUUACAGUUGUUGAAACUGAAAAUAUAUCGGAAAUCACAAUAAUUGCUGAUACAGAAAAUACAUCAGAACACAAUAAGAUGGAAACCGAACCGUAUGAUAUCAUCGCGAAUAAAUCUCAAGAAAAGUCGAAUAAAACCGAAGCUAUUUGUGAUGAGGCUCAAAGCGAGGAUUCCCCAACGAAACAGAAAACAGUUGACGACAACAAAGAACAGAAGCCAUUGAUAGAUAGAAAAAAUAGAUUUAAAGGUAAUUCAUCAACGGAAAGUAGUGCAAUUGCAUCCAUGGAUGAUAAUAAUUUAUCAGAAAAAGAUGCCAAUGACUUGUCAGUGAAUAACGAAGUAGAUGACAAAGAACAAAAAUCCACAGUAGAUAGAAGGAACAGGUUCAAAGGGAAUGUGCGGGAUAUAAACAAUGACUUUGAACCAGAGUACGACUGCAAUUAUUUAUCAGAAACAGAAAUUGAAUUAAAACAAAAGGCUUUAAAACAAUAUGAAUUCUUUUGGAGAUCACAUUCUCCCUUCAGUCAAUGGUAUUUAAGUGAAUUCACAGUCGAUGGGGACUCGUUUAAUUCUGCAGAACAGUACAUGAUGUAUAGCAAAGCAAUGCUGUUUGAAGAUGAAGACAGUGCUUAUGACGUGCUUAGAGAACCGGAUCCUCGCGAGCAAAAGAAAUUUGGGAGGCUUGUUAGAAACUUUAAUAAAGAAUUAUGGGAAGCAAAUUGUUCAGCGAUUGUUGAACGUGGUAAUAAAGCAAAGUUUUCUCAAGAUGAAUACCUUAAAAGAAUACUCCUAGAUACUUAUCCCAAAACUCUUGUCGAAGCAAGUCCAUAUGACUCAAUUUGGGGUAUUGGACUUGAAGAAAAUGACCCCAUGGCAUGGGAUUGUGAAACAUGGAGAGGGCAAAAUUUACUUGGAAAGGCAUUGACUAAAGUGAGAGAUGAAUUGAAACAAGAAGAAAAGAAAGGAGAAAAUCAAAGUGAAGAAUAUCAAAACACAACGACCGAGAGAGGCAAUAACCCAGAAAAAGAUAUAACAGAUACAGUCGAUGAAUCUAUAUUAAAUCAGAAUCCCAACUUUGAAGAGGAAAAUGCAAAUUUAGUUAAAGGCGAGAAAACAGUAGAAUUUACCAAAAAUUCAGAAGCUCUUCCUGUCGAUAUCCGUGCCAGUGUUGAAAACAAUGCAAAAAUGGAGGACACAGCAGUCGAGAAUCCAGCAGAUAAUAGUAAGACAAUCAAAACAAGUACAGAGGAUAGCCAAACUCCUGAAACUAUUAUCUCAGAGGCAGAUAAUAGUGAGACAAGCAAAACAAGUACAGAGGAUAGCCAAACUCCUGAAACUAUUACCUCAGAGGCAGAUAAUACAGAUAAUUCUAGUCCAAAUCUAGUGGGCAUUUCUGAAGUAUCAGAAAUAACACAUAUGUAAAAACUAUAAAAUAAGAUGACACAGUGACUUAAAAACCAGUUGUUUUGUAAUCAACCAAUGAACUGCCAAGAUCAUAAUUACUAAAAAAAUAUAUUAUGUCACUUGAAAAAGGAUAUCAAAUGAUUUUAUAAACAUGCAAUAUCAUUCUUUAAAAAAGCCUUCUACCAUUGGAAUAAUUAAGACCUGGACUACCGCGGGUCUCGCAAUGGUUACUUUAUUUUGGGCAGUAUUAAAGAACUUGCAUUUUACAGAAAUAUAGAUCGACAAUCUGUUGAUUUAAAGAGGUCAUUUUACAUAAUUAUUUGUCCCAAAUAGAUAACCAGGAAUUAUAAAGUAUGUCAUAUAUAUGCAUUUCUCAGUAGAUGGAGCAGUAUUUUAUAAUUCAAAUUUUAAAGAUUUUUAGUUACAUGUUUUUAUGUAUAUAUCAAAUAAUAUUUUACAUAAGCUAUUUUUUUUUAGAUAUUUUAUUUACCAGAUAUUCUUUUACUGUGUACCAUUGUUAUUUAUUUUUUUGUCGGAAAAUUUUACCAUUUUUUCUGUUGUGAUUAUAAUAUCUAUAUUUACCAUGCAUCGCAUGGUGUUAUUCAUGUAUAUACUAAAUAAAUUGUAAUGACUAUU
Messenger RNA from Mytilus californianus (California mussel), 2407 nucleotides. RefSeq lists its product as uncharacterized. The transcript has 4 exons. The coding region runs from base 110 to 1789 and encodes 559 amino acids. The record is from RefSeq and is a predicted model, not a curated record. NCBI's taxonomy places the organism in Eukaryota, Metazoa, Mollusca, Bivalvia, Mytilida, Mytilidae.